Molecule: messenger RNA, 512 nt
Organism: Merops nubicus (carmine bee-eater)
Lineage: Eukaryota; Metazoa; Chordata; Aves; Coraciiformes; Meropidae
Gene: PDE6H
Product: phosphodiesterase 6H, cGMP-specific, cone, gamma
Exons: 4
Coding region: 95-352 (85 amino acids)
Biological process (GO): visual perception; positive regulation of G protein-coupled receptor signaling pathway; positive regulation of epidermal growth factor receptor signaling pathway
Cellular component (GO): photoreceptor outer segment membrane
Molecular function (GO): cGMP binding; 3',5'-cyclic-nucleotide phosphodiesterase activity
Source: RefSeq, a predicted model, not a curated record
GGAGGACUGGAGUUGAAUGACUUGCAAGAGGAGCCCUUGGCACUACAGAGGGAUCUGAGAGAGGUGGGUGCCUGCCACACACAGCAGCCCAGCAAUGAGUGAGAACCCACCUGCCAACCUCAACGCUGGAGAUGCUCCAACUGGUCCUACUACACCACGCAAGGGGCCUCCCAAGUUCAAGCAGAGACAGACAAGGCAGUUCAAAAGCAAGCCCCCUAAAAAAGGAGUAAAAGGGUUUGGAGAUGACAUUCCAGGCAUGGAGGGGCUGGGCACAGAUAUCACAGUGAUUUGCCCAUGGGAAGCUUUCAGCCAUCUGGAACUGCACGAGCUGGCCCAGUUUGGGAUCAUCUAAGACACCAGCAUCUCUACUGGUGUCACCUAGUGACUCCACAGAUCCCAGCAUGCUCUUCAUCACCUUUGACACUUAUUUUCGGUCCUUACAUCCAUCUGCUCAUGGGAAGGGUGGUUUUUGUAAAAGCUGGUUGUGAGAAAGCCUUUUGCAGAUUAAUCUG